CGGUGCACUGAGCGACCAGUCGGCAAUGCCAGCAGCUGACGACUGCAGCGGCGAGGCACGUCCUCCGCCAGGCGACGGACGCGUGCCACCCCUCAAGCUGCCGACCGAUGUACUCCACGUCACCCCAGAGACAAAGACCGCGCUGCCGGAGGGGGCCUAUAGACCUGCUGUCAGACGACAGCUGUCACUGGAGACGGAGCUGCUGGAGUUACUGCACGACUUCAGGAACAACAAGUACACUCUGUCGGAAAUAAACGCUAUCGCCCUAUCGUGGACCACCCGCAAAGACUUCAAGGAGGCUAUCCGACAGGACAACGAGCGGAGGAUGCGGGAACGCAACAAACACCAAAAGCAGGACUAUUUGGGACUGUUCAGCAAGCUCUUCAACAUCAUGACCCCAUCCAAACGUAAAACCAAACAGGGUUGCCCAACCUCAGCGACAUACCAGGAGCACAAGGUCAAGAAAUGCUACAGGCAAUACUGCCCGAUGCCUAGAAAAGCAACCUUCCAGUCAUACCAUCAGCAUCUUGCCAAGAACCCACCCCCGGAGCCAAGAGGCGUUCCACUCACGCCCAAGACGCUGGCCUCCGCCGACGCUGACGCCACGACCACCACUCUCCGCUUCGUCUCCGCUGCCUCAGCCACUGCCACUGCCACCGUCGUCGCCCACACCGCCGAAACCGCCCCGUCGCCGACUCACUCGGCCGACUUGGAGAGCAUGGUCCUGAACACGCCCCCAAUCCUGGUGCCGCCGCUGGUGUCAGGCAGGCCCGACUGGGGCUGGAAAAGGGACGGAGCUCCGGCCGCUCGGCGAUCGCCGCCGCCGCUGCCGGUGCGGCGGCCUAUCAAGCGGCCGUAA
Pollicipes pollicipes is the source of this 859-nucleotide messenger RNA. RefSeq lists its product as uncharacterized. The transcript is spliced from 4 exons. Bases 26 to 859 code for a protein of 277 amino acids. The record is from RefSeq and is a predicted model, not a curated record. NCBI's taxonomy places the organism in Eukaryota, Metazoa, Arthropoda, Thecostraca, Pollicipedomorpha, Pollicipedidae.